AUGUUCUAUCAUCAGCAAAUCACCUUUCUUUCUAUCAUAUUAUUAUUUUCCCUUCUAUGUGCUGGAUCCUUUCAAAAUAUAACUGGCUCAGUCUCUAGUGAUCUGUUUAACUCUCUCGAGGAACUAUCACGACUGGUAGAUAUCUCCUACUGCGUGGGUACCACAGGUGUUCAGGAGCCAUUCCAGUGUCUCAGUCACUGUACAUGGAAUACGGGUGUGCUCUUAUCCGACUCGUGUGGUUAUAUUGCGGUCUCCCAUCCACCAGCAGAGAAGCGCAUCGUCGUCACAUUUAGAGGAACAUACUCUUUUACCAACACAAUUAUCGAUCUGUCGGCAUAUCCUCAGUCUUACGUGCCAUAUACAGGCGACGACAAAGAAGAUCCAGGAAAUGAGACAAAGUGCCAGAACUGCACCGUACAUGCUGGUUUUAUGUCUUCGUGGUUAAAUACCCGGCCCAUCGUGCUGCCAUAUGUACUGGCAGCUCUCGAAAAGUACCCGGACUACGAAGUAACGUUAGUAGGCCACUCGCUCGGAGGAGCAGUAGCUGCACUCGCCGGUCUUGAGAUGCGCCUCAAGGGUUGGAACCCACUAGUCACUACUUUCGGACAACCAAUGAUUGGUAACAAAGCAUUUGUGAAGUUCCUGGACGAGCAGUUCCAGCUAGAAAGAAGUGAUAGCAAGCUUUCGCCCGACGCGGAGGCCCAACGAUUCCGACGCGUCACCCAUGUUGAUGACCCAGUCCCUCUUCUUCCGCUCACAGAAUGGGGCUAUGCACCACAUGCAGGAGAAAUUUUCAUCACGAAGCCUGAACUUUCCCCUAUUGUUGCAGAUAUUCAGAUGUGCAUGGGUGACCAUGACCUGCGAUGUAUCGCUGGGUCGGAGAUAUCUGCUUUUUUGCUGGAUAUAUAUCAAAACCCUAUCCAUAUUAGGUCUCGUUCAGAUCCAUGCUCAUCAUACAGCGGCGUCUCUGGUGCCGGCCAAGCUAUAUUGAGAGCGCAGAAAGACGGCCCUAUACAUUGCGCAUCUGACGAUCCCAUGGCUCCUCUGCAGCCUAAUAAUUGGGACUGGUCCCUGAUUCCAGCCAGAUACCGUCUAUGGGAACUCUUCUAUGCUCACCGUGACUACUUCUGGCGAAUUGGCCUUUGUAUCCCGGGCGGAGAUCCUACCGGCUGA
Molecule: messenger RNA, 1173 nt
Organism: Penicillium taxi
Lineage: Eukaryota; Fungi; Ascomycota; Eurotiomycetes; Eurotiales; Aspergillaceae
Product: lipase family protein
Exons: 2
Coding region: 1-1173 (390 amino acids)
Biological process (GO): lipid metabolic process
Source: RefSeq, a predicted model, not a curated record